Messenger RNA from Musca vetustissima, 1047 nucleotides. RefSeq lists its product as uncharacterized. NCBI's taxonomy places the organism in Eukaryota, Metazoa, Arthropoda, Insecta, Diptera, Muscidae. The transcript is spliced from 2 exons. Gene Ontology annotation, molecular function: protein binding. Bases 1 to 1047 code for a protein of 348 amino acids. The record is from RefSeq and is a predicted model, not a curated record.
AUGGACGAUUUGUCCGAAUACUCGUCACCGGUUAUUGAAUUCAGAGCAACACAUGACGAUGAAAAGCAAAUGAAGUUAAUGGAUAAAAAUACGGGAACCGAUCCCCUACCUCCGAAAAUCGAUACGUCCACCGAAACGCAUCCGACAUUUAGUAAGGAAACACAAACCUACGCAAAUAAGGAAUUCCUAAAAAAUAUCGAUGAACGGAAACUGGCCAUUUGGUUACGUCAAAUACUUCCAACUGUCGAAAAGGAACUACUCAAAGGCUGUACACCAGACUUCAAUUCCAAUGCCACAGCUGUUGUUGAAUUUCCUGAAAUACAGCCUUAUCAGAGGCUUCAGUUGGAAACAUCCGAAAACUCGCAGGGAAUUGGAAUUUGGUUGGCGGUACAUACCAACAAUGCUCCCAUUUUAGUCAUCAGUACAAUAUCACCUCAUGACGAUGAUUGGUGCGAACACGUCGACCAAUACUUUUUGGUGUAUGUCCCAAUGCGCGAACUUACCUCUAAUUUUAUUGUCUGGACAGAAGUUAAGCGUGUAUCCGUUAAGGCCUGCUUGCGCAGUCUGUGUACAAAUUCGUUUAACAAAUGCACCUUUGCCGGCUCCACUAUGGAUGGUGACAUUUACAUUUGGAACUGUGAUCAAAAAAUCAAAUCAGUGGCCAUAACUGAAUUGUUCAAUGCAACAUCAAUACAUGGGUAUGCCCUUGCAAUGGAUUGGUCUAGCGAACAAACUCUACUAACAGCGCACAGUAACGGUUACGUGGUACAAUGGGGUUUGGGUACUGAAUUAAUAUCAGAAGCAGAAUAUUUUAUUAAACCAGCACCAUCGAGUGGCUCAAAGGAAGCAUCCAUUUCGUGUUUACUGGCUUUAAGUGGAAAUGAUUUUGUUGUUGGCUGUGAUGAUGGAUCCAUUUAUCGUUGUUGGAUUUCCAGUUCUGCGACUAUAAUGAAGUUUCAUGUGGACAUAAUUCCAUUGAAGAAACAUCUAUUUAUGACAUCAUCAUUGUUAAAGACACGAACAAAUGGUCAUAGCAUUGUGAUAUAA